ACAGCAACUCAACCAUGGGCUUCUCUUACUUAGUCGGGUUCUGUUGCGACUGUUAAAAAACCAACCGAGGACGGUGUCGGAUUUACAAACCGUCCCCAACAGCUGCAGUCGGCGUGAUUCCAAAGCAGCCGGAGUCGAGUUUCAAGUUCAGUCACUCCGUCGCUGGUGUAGCUGGUGCAGGAUGAAGCGGUUGCGGUUUCUGGUGUUCAUUGUUCUGGCUGGGGUUCUGCUGAGAGUCGGUCGCGGACCGGAUCCGGUGGCCGGAGAUUUCAUUGAGAACCUCACCAGCGGGGUCCGGAUGGCAGGGAAAUUGUUCGGUAUCGAUACAAUAUCGGACGUAGCGGAUUUAGUAGCGAAAGGAUUAUCGGGUCCGAGUUUUUCUGCUCAACCGGACACUGCCGUUCCGAUGCAGCAACAGGCGUCCAGUAUGAUGUCACUGAUGUGGAAGAUCCUUGGCAUGGAUGGCAACAAACUCGGUGCAUUGGUUAUGAAUGCCCUUAUAUUCGUAGCGCACGUGAUUGCAACCAAUUUGGGAACGUUCAGAAAACCCACAUUCAAUCAAAUUUCCAAAGAAGAUCCACCGAAGCAGGAAACAUCCAGUAUUCUACAGUCCGAAUCUCCGCUGGAUUGGGUAUUGAACAAUCGAUCGAAACAGUUUCGCUCGAUGUUGGAUCCGAUUCGCGAGGUAAACAUCACCGACUUCCUGGAGGCAGACUUAGAAAAUCUGAAACAAACAGCAUCGGAAGAUACGGACUGUAUCAAACUUUUACUCUGCAAAAUUAAACCUUUCAUCUGGAAAAUGCAGGACGUCGUUCGGAAUCGUUUGGAGACAGGACGCGACAAUUCCGAACCAACGAAUCCACCGGAAAAUAUCGCGCAAAUUAUCUACAAAAGUGUGCCCAAGCUCAACGAAUUCGAGUCCAAUGGAGCUCGGUGUGAAGCACAGUUCAAGCAUUGUGUGCGUGAUUUCGGUCGAAAAUGACUUCAUAUAACGACAGGAAAGUUUCAAUGUUUCCAUUGUUACGUUCUGUUCAAGGCAUUUAAGUUGAAAAAGUUGAAAUGUUCACGUCACAAUACUUCUUUCGAGGUGAAUUGUUAGACAUUUAUGAGGUUAUAUCUUAAGUAAAACCAUAAGGGUGUGAGUAGCAUUGGUUAUACUAAACUAAGUGGUGGUUUCGUUGAUUUAUUUGUGUUUUACUAUCAAAACAAUGACAGGAACUCUCUUUGUAUGAUAGAAUCAACUCAAACCAGUUUCAAUACAAUAUGUACGUAUAUUACAAAUGAUAUUUCCAUUUGCCGGCAUUGUUUCAUUUAAUUAUCUAGUACUUUUUAUACACCUAUCUGAUUUCAGUUCAAGGAAAGAGAUUUCGAACGAUCGAAAGCCAACAGACUAUUUUUUAUGCAAUACGGAAGAACGAAUUCGCAAAGUGAUGGUUGAUUCUAAAUUGAAAAGAUUUCGAAUAAAACGUCAGAUUAGACGUAUAUUGGAAUUCAUAAUUACAUUAUGAAAGCAAAGUCUAAAUAAUAAGAACGGGUUCUAACUCAGUUGAAUUUACAAUCUGAUACAAUUCAAUCACUGCAUAAAAGAAUUGUAUUCAUGUACCAAAUAUUAUAGUGGCUCUUCGAGUAAUUCUGCAAACAAAUUUGACACGAAACAUCCAAUCGAAAUUAAAAAAAAACGAAUCAAAUUCAAUAGCGUUGCACUCUUCAUAGAACUGAAUGAAGAUGCUAUACAUUUUAUUUAGUUGCAGUAAAUCCACCUGUUUUAAUUCGAGAUACAUUUGUACUUUAAGCAAGAUUUCAAUUUUUUGUUUGGAAGGUGGAAGGCUGCCCAUUUGAAGUUAAUAUCAACUGCAUUUUUUCGUAUCGGCGGCGGCAUCUUUUGUUUGUUUGCUAGACUUUUUUCGGAAUCGUUUUAUUAUUCCCACACGCUGUAUUGUUUUAUGAUUCUAUAUGUGCGUUCGUAAGCGGUUUAUUUUAUCGACUAUGUCAGACAGAUAUUUAAAAAAAAACUGAAGUAAACCAAUUGUUCACCACCAUGUAAGGUUUGUUUGGGACAAAGUCUGGACAGAUUAAAUUUUGAAUACAACAAAUUUGCUGUGAGCUCAAUGAAAGAUGCAUUUUUAAUUAAUUUAAUUGAGCAUUAUUGGUCAUCCUUAAACUAAUUACAGUUACUUAAUUAGACUGCAUGACACAAGACACAUUUUUUGACGUAGUGACAAGAUGUUGACUUCAAACGGGUGCGUUCGCGACCUUUUGUAGAACGAGUUAAAGUUUUAUUUAAUUAGAAAUUACUAAUUGCUCAAGGUUGUAAAAAUGAAAGCGCCUUUUCUCCCAAGAAUAACAAAUGAUAGUUAGAAAACAUUUAUAUUCAUUACACAAAAAGUAAGUGGCAAGCUCCGGUGGUUUAGAUUGUUGAGUCGUGUUGAAUAAAAUCUUUAAAACAAUAAUUUAUGUAAAUUGCAAAAAAAAACCUGUUUUAAUCCACCUAGUGGUGUAAUGAUGCCUUUCUCAUGUAUAGUAUUGUGGUAUUCUAUUCAAAAAUUUUUUCUUCGAUUUUUGAAAGAAACCAAGAUAUUGUUUGUGCAUUAACUAGUAUAACAUACAGAAUAAAACAGUGCUUUGAUUGCGUAGGUAAUCCUUAAGAAAACGAAGUGGAUUCACUAUUAUAUGCACUUCCGGCACCGGAACCCGAGAACCUGUAUAAUCAAAGUCGGUUCGUACGGCCACCAACUAACAUGACAUACAAACUCUACUAAUACGCACUCUAAAUUACGAUUUAAAUGUUUGUCGCAUCCGAAAAUAUGCAUCAAUUUUUGGUAGGACCAUAAGACCUUUCAAUUGAGCCUAAGAUUGGGAAUAAUGGUUUAGAGUCCAGUUUAUAACACGUUUUACGGAUUUUGUUCCGCCAGUUUAAGUGACGGUGUACAAUAUUGAACACACUUUACCCUAUAACUCCGGAACCGGAAGUCUGAUCCGGAUGAAAUUCAGGAAUUCCGUAUGGGAUCGGAAGACCUUUCAUUUGAAUCUAAGUUUGUGGAAAUCCAUUUUAGUAUAUAUGACCACUAUUUCCGGUACUUCCGGAACCGGAUAGGAUAGCUGGAAUCGGUUUGUUUAGUUGCCUACUGAUCAUGACUAUCGAUUUGUGUUGUUUUGAGACCAGUUUAGAACUUUUUUACGUUUUUUGUUCCGCCGGUUUAAGUGACGGUGUACAAUAUUGAACACACUUUAACCUAUAACUCCGGAACCGGAAGUCGGAUCCGGAUAAAAUUCAGGAAUUCCGUAUGAGACCACGAGACCUUGCAUUUGAAUCUUAGUUUGUCAAAAUCGGUUCAGCCAUCUCCGAGAAAACCUAGUGAGAUUAUUUGACACAUACGCGCGCACACACACACACACACACACACACACACACACACACACACACACACACACACA
Molecule: messenger RNA, 3435 nt
Organism: Malaya genurostris
Lineage: Eukaryota; Metazoa; Arthropoda; Insecta; Diptera; Culicidae
Exons: 3
Coding region: 182-982 (266 amino acids)
Source: RefSeq, a predicted model, not a curated record